Dimorphilus gyrociliatus is the source of this 1691-nucleotide messenger RNA. Lineage: Eukaryota; Metazoa; Annelida; Polychaeta; Dinophilidae. The record is from the annotation of a GenBank genome assembly.
AUUAAUUACAGGUCUUUGAACUUUUCUAAAAAUUAAUUCUAGGGGAAAAUAUGACCGAAGUAAAAUUUCAACUGUAUAUUGUUCGUCAGUAAGCACCAUUUUUAUUUGGAGUUUUUAAGGAUGAAAUUUUAAUAAAUUCUUAAUAUGUAAAAAAAAAUAACUAUUUGUGUUGAAUUUUGUGAAAAAAAAGUAAAUGAUGAAAUCUUCGAGCGAUUCAUUUAUUUCGUGCAGCGACCUUUCCAUCUUCCUCUAAGCGCAAUCUAGAUGAUUAGUGGGGUUGAUAAAUGUAAAUAAAGACAUUGGUGUAAAUUCUAGAUCUAUUCAUAGAAUUCGCAUGAAAUCAAUAUCUGCAAAAUUAUUUUUUUAAAACAACUUGUCCGAUUUUUCGAAAUGUCUUGAAUUAAUUUUUAUGAAUAUUCUGAUGAAUGAUAUAUAAAGAGCAUAAAAAUUCGUGAAUUUUUCAUUGUCUCCAAACCAAUUGUCACAAUUCAGUGUAAUAAACUUUUGUGAUGCACUCAACAGUUUAGAACCAUAAAAAGAAUUAUUUAGAUUUACACUCAAAAAAAAAUCAAUAAACAAUUAUGGCCAAUUUGAUUGCAUAGAAAACUUUAAUUUAAAUGCUGACUACUUCCUUGCAGUGGAGAGACGAUGGAAAAUAGAAAAGGAUUCUUACAAGGUCAUAAAAACACGCAGCUCACCGAUGUAGGUAGGAAACAGGCCGAAAGUGUUGGUUCCUAUCUUGACACAACUGCUUUUCACGAGGCUUAUUCAAGUGAUUUGACGAGAGCAUUUGAGACUUGUCAGCUUAUUUUGGAAAAAAGUAAAAGUGAAUCAAAAGACUUGCAAAUUGAAAAAAAUACAGCUCUACGAGAGAGGCAUUUUGGAGACUGGGAGGGGAUGCAUCGUUCAGUUUUUGCAGAGAUGGCUGGCAGACGAAGUUUUGAGCAUUUUAUUCCUCCAGGUGGAGAGUCUCUUGAAGACGUCGGUGAAAGGGCAAUUAAUUGGUUUGAUGGGCUUUGUAAUUCAGUUUUCGACUUAAACAAAAAAGAAACUGACCCUCCUACACGAAAUGUUUUGUUGGUAUCACACGGGGGAUGGAUUUGUGCUUUUCUUAGGAAAUUAGUUUCCGAGCGCAAUUGUGGAUUACCUGACGAUAUUCCUCUAAAAAAGUCAUCAUUAGGAAUUUGCCCCAACGCUGGGUUAUCUAUCAUGGGUGUUACGAUCAGCCACACUAAAAGAGUAAAGACUAAGGUUCAUACUUUGCACAAAACUACCUAUACUGCAGAAGAUAUUUUAGAGAAGAUUAAUGCAGAAGCUGCAGAGUAAUUUCUAUAAAUUUUCUUUGUAAUAUACUACGAAUGGCAUUGUAAUUAGGAAAAUUUGUUGGAUUUCAGUUAUUCUUAAAAAUUCCUGUCUGAAAAUAAUAAUUAAACAAAUAAUUAUUGCUCUUUUGUGAUUUAUGUUGAAAUAUACAGAGCAGAGGCGAGUCAAAGUCUUAAAGAUAACCUCUAUAGUGCGUGUACUCUUUGUAACUUUGAUAUAUUAGUAUAUACACUGUAUAAAAUAUAUGUGUAUAUAAAAUAAGUAUAUAUUGAGCGAUUACUGUGGAUGAAUAUUAUAAGUGAACAAUACAUUUCCUUGAAUUUAUCUUAAUACGUUUCUCUUGUAUAAAUUAAUUCAAAAUAGUCGAG